AUUCACGGAGUAACGAAUUUCCCGCUGGUAUAAUACUGCCGACGUGGCGGUGGUUACGGGAGAAUUUGCCAAUUCCCUCCCGAUUCUCUCUCUCUCUCGCCCAUUUCUAGCAAAAAACAGGGAUCGAAUCGAGAGCGCGAUUGCUCGUUCCUCCUCAGAUCGACUCCGGGUUUUGUGGCUUCUCUUCAAGAUUAUGGAGAUGUCGGUCCCUUUGGACCAGAGCUCUUUGAGGAUGAGAGUGGAUCCUCAGUUGACUGUUACAUCAAAUUGGACUAUCGAUGUUUCGGAUGUAAGAACAGUGAAAGUCAGCAACAUUUCCCUGGCUGCAUCAGAAAGGGACAUCAAGGAAUUCUUUUCCUUCUCAGGGGACAUUCAAUAUAUUGAAAUGCGGAGCGAAUCUGAAAGGUCGCAAAUUGCUUAUGUCACUUUCAAGGAGUCACAGGGAGCAGACACAGCAAUGCUUCUCUCAGGAGCAACUAUAGCUGAUCUUUGUGUCAGCAUUACGCCAGUUGAGGAUUACCAGCUUCCUCCUGAAGCUUACAAAGAGAUACCGGAAGGGAAGCUCUCGUCAAGUGAGUCUGCAGUGAGGAAGGCAGAGGAUGUGGUGAGCAGCAUGCUGGCCAAGGGUUUUGUCCUGGGCAAGGAUGCCCUCAGGAGAGCCAGGUCCUUUGACGAACAGCACCAUUUUAUGUCCGGCGCCUCAGCCACAGUGGCGUCUCUGGAUCGUAAGAUGGGCUUGAGUGAGAAGCUCAGCGUGGGUACGGCCAUGGUCAGCGGAAAGGUGAGGGAGGUGGAUGAGCGCUUCCAGGUGUCAGAGAUCACAAAGUCCGCCCUCAGUGCCGCGGAGCAGAAGGCCAGCAGUGCAGGAUCAGCCAUCAUGAGCAACCAAUAUGUGUCGACCGGAGCAACCUGGCUCUCAACUGCACUUGGCAUGGUGGCCAAGGCAGCCGGUGAUGUGAGCACGAUGACCAAAGAAAAGGUGGAGAAGGCUGAGGACGAGAAGAAGGAGAUCCUCUGCAGGGAGAGGAGGGAGAUUGUGAGCAACUUUGCGCAGAUUCACCUUGACGAGUCGUCUCUGGGGGAGCCUCCAACUAUGCCGGUGGACUCAGUGGAUGAAAAAAAGUUACAAAUCAUAUAAGUUCCUGGUUUUCUUUCUUCCUUCUUUUUCUUUUCUCCUCUCAUAUUGAUGAUUUUUGGUUUGCCGUUCAGAAUGAUUGGACAGAUGUAUCAUUUUUUUUUUUUUGGCAAUAUUGGAUGCUUCUAAUGUUGAUGAUGAUGUAUGUUCAUAUCAUCAUAUGAGGUAGCCUGUGAUUUUUUUUUUAAAUCUUGUUUUAUUUUGUUUCAAAUUUCGUAUAUUAAUGUAAGGAGGAGUUGUCAGUUUA
Phoenix dactylifera (date palm) is the source of this 1382-nucleotide messenger RNA. Its product is annotated as binding partner of ACD11 1-like. NCBI's taxonomy places the organism in Eukaryota, Viridiplantae, Streptophyta, Magnoliopsida, Arecales, Arecaceae. The record is from RefSeq and is a predicted model, not a curated record. Gene Ontology annotation, molecular function: RNA binding.